Molecule: messenger RNA, 1467 nt
Organism: Panonychus citri (citrus red mite)
Lineage: Eukaryota; Metazoa; Arthropoda; Arachnida; Trombidiformes; Tetranychidae
Exons: 2
Coding region: 160-1263 (367 amino acids)
Source: RefSeq, a predicted model, not a curated record
AAUAUUCUUGUUAAUAGCAAUUUAAUUUAGUCAUCUAAUCAUUUUAGUGUCUCGUGUAUGAUGAUGAUAUAAUUUUGUACUUUCCAACAAUUAACUGUAAAUGUUGAGUGUAAGAUUAUAAUGAUUAUCAUAGAUGAAUAUUAGUUUAUUGUUAAUGUUAUGUUUUCUUUGCCUCUUUUCAUUUGGUCAGUUAACUUAAUUGUAAUCACCUUGUUGACCCCAACUGACCAGACAACCAAUGGAUACACAAAUAUAAUCUCAAAUAAGUUAAUUAAAUCAUGGAGAAGACCAUUUACUCGGAAACGAUUCCACCAAGUCCAAUCGACCGCCGGUCAACAUAAUAGUGCCUCUAACGGCAGUGGAUCCGGAGCGGGAGGAGGAAGAGGAGGAAGUGGUGACGGUGGUAAACCUUUGGUGCCGGUGGUUUAUUUGUUUCGUAAGCCCAAGCUACAGGAUAGUCUGGGUGGGUUUUCUGGUUUUCCUGGUAUCAGCAGUUUAAAUGGGCUCUCUGGUUCCAACGGGCUACCCAAUUAUGUUACUCUAACCGACUCCGAUUUCAUGGACGAUGUUGAAGAUCAAUCUCUCAAUCAAAAUCCUAUUAUCUCUGGUAUUAACAGUGCUGUCCAAUCAUUGGGAUUACCUGGUUUACCUGGAGGGCAAAGUAGUAAUAAAGAUCAACCGUCGAUCUCUGUAUCAUCAUCAUCAUCAUCAUCAAUUUCUCCAGGUAAUCAACAAGAUUAUCGAUUACCGAUUGGUUCAACUUCGUACGAUUUUUUGAAACCAUUGGACGAUUUUAAGAAACAAACUGAUUCCUUCAAUUCAUUUGGUCAUAAUUUUCAUUCGUAUCCUUUACCUAAUUUUAUUGGUCCAUUGACUGACCAUCAUGAGAAAGGACAUAAAGUUAAAUAUAUUCAUGUUCCAAUUCCUUAUCCAGUUAUUCAUGUGAAACAUAUUAAACAUCAUCAUCAGGAUCAUCAUAAAAACGAUGUGUCCUAUUGGAUUUACGGGCUAUUGGCAGCGGCGCUUUUGCCCAUCCUUUUGGGGGCUUUAUUACUUCCGUUGGGUUUGUUGUUUGCUCUUAAUUUAUUUACCUUGUUAGCGGUUCUUGGCCCAGGCGGAGGUGGCACGUUUAUACCAGUUAAUGGGACCACCGGAGCCAUAGCGGCCGGAAAAAGGAAACGGAGUCUCUCCUCUGAACUUUGGGACGAGCGGAAACUAAAUGAAACUCAAUCAUUCAUUCUUGAUUGUAUUCGAAAAUUUUGAGAAAAAAAAUUCUAUUGUAACAAAUUUCACUCUCUUAAUUGUUUAUCUUCCCCAGGUAAUCACAAUUAACUUAAUCGUAUUGCUUGAAAUCUUAACCGGAAGAAAAUUAAUCCAUUGAAAAAAUUUCCAAUUUUCUACCUCAGUCCAAUCCCAACCAAUCCAAUGUUAUUUAUAAUAUUUAAGAACAAUAAAUUAUUCGUUUGA